Molecule: messenger RNA, 2888 nt
Organism: Dendrobium catenatum
Lineage: Eukaryota; Viridiplantae; Streptophyta; Magnoliopsida; Asparagales; Orchidaceae
Product: dolichyl-diphosphooligosaccharide--protein glycosyltransferase subunit STT3B
Exons: 6
Coding region: 230-2437 (735 amino acids)
Cellular component (GO): membrane
Molecular function (GO): oligosaccharyl transferase activity
Source: RefSeq, a predicted model, not a curated record
CCGUCAUCGGAUCCUUCCAAGUUCUGCAGGAGAUCGACGAUAGUCACGCUACUGUUCCUUAUUGUGCUCAUCCGUCCAAGAUUUUAGUCCACUCUCUGUAAAGCCCUUGCCGAUCACAGUCCUAGGGUUUCCAUUUCUUCUGCAAUCAAAUGUAUCCCUAAUUUCCACCCUCAUCCUAUCAAGAUCCCCUGUUUUUCUCUACCCCGCCCCAACAUCUGGCCUCCCUGACAUGGGAGCCAAGGCCGGAUCCUCCCCGCCGGUGGUGCCGCCGCCCGCCUCGUCCGCCACUUCUUUUUUUCCAUCCAUCAACGGCCUAAAACUAAAAACCAAGCAGCAGGAGCUCUUGAUCCGCGUCUCCAUCCUCGCUCUCGUAUAUGUCCUCGCCUUCGCUAUCCGCCUCUUCAGCGUCCUCCGCUAUGAAAGCAUGAUCCAUGAGUUCGAUCCGUAUUUUAACUACCGUACCACUCUUUUCCUCACUGAAAAAGGCUUCUACGAGUUCUGGAACUGGUUUGAUUUCGAGAGCUGGUACCCUCUCGGUCGCAUUAUUGGAGGUACCCUCUACCCAGGUCUCAUGGUUACUGCUGCCCUCAUCUACUGGACCCUUCGCUUUCUGCGCUUCGCCGUCCACAUCCGCGAGGUCUGCGUUCUUACCGCUCCCUUUUUUGCAUCCAAUACCACAAUCGUUGCAUACUUCUUUGGGAAGGAGAUCUGGGAUUCUGGUGCUGGUUUGGUAGCGGCUGCGCUUAUUGCUAUUUGUCCUGGUUAUAUCUCGAGAUCCGUAGCCGGUUCUUAUGAUAACGAGGGAGUUGCCAUAUUUGCGCUUCUCCUAACAUUUUACCUGUUCGUCAAGGCAGUCAACACUGGAUCGCUUGCUUGGGCUCUUGCUUCUGCGUUUGGAUAUUUCUAUAUGGUAUCGGCGUGGGGUGGAUAUGUGUUUAUAAUCAAUUUGGUUCCACUCUAUGUGCUGGUUCUUCUGGUGACUGGGAGGUAUUCGAUGAGGUUAUAUAUUGCUUACAAUUGCAUGUAUGUGUUAGGGAUGCUGCUCGCCAUGCAGAUUAGGUUUGUAGGUUUCCAGCAUGUGCAGUCUGGGGAGCAUAUGGCUGCCAUGGGAGUGUUUUUCUUGCUUCAGGUAUUUUACUUUCUAGACUGGGUUAAGUUCACGCUAAAUGAUCCCAAAUUAUUUUAUUCCUUCUUGAGGAUAGCUUUGACAUGUGCCAUUAGUGUGGGUUCUCUUGCUCUCGGAGUUGGCAUGGCCACGGGAUAUAUUUCUCCUUGGACAGGUCGUUUUUAUUCUUUGCUUGAUCCGACAUAUGCAAAGGACCAUAUUCCCAUUAUUGCAUCUGUUUCGGAGCAUCAACCAACUGCAUGGUCUUCCUUCAUGUUUGACUUUCAUAUUCUUCUUUUCCUAUUUCCUGCUGGCCUGUAUUUCUGUUUCAAGCGGUUAUCAGAUGCCACUAUUUUUAUUGUUAUGUAUGGUCUCACGAGCAUGUAUUUUGCUGGUGUAAUGGUUCGUUUGAUACUUGUUGCUGCACCUGCUGUGUGCCUUAUUAGCUCUAUCGCGGUUUCUGCUACCUUGAAAAAUUUAACAAUGUUAAUUCGAGCAAAGAAUAAUGCUACUCCAAUGGGAUCCAGCAAGGGGACAGCUAGCUUAAAGGCAUCAGCUAAGGCAUCAUCUUUCGACCAACCUCUACCUUACCAAAGAAAUGUGGCUAUUGCUUUGUUGCUAGGCGCUUUUUAUCUGUUAAGUAGAUAUGCCAUUCAUUGCACUUGGGUCACAUCCGAGGCCUAUUCUUCUCCUUCAAUUGUCUUGGCUGCAAGGGGUGCUCAUGGUGGCAGGGUCAUUUUUGAUGAUUACCGCGAAGCAUAUUUUUGGCUCAGGAAAAAUACCCCUGCAGAUGCCAAAAUUAUGUCCUGGUGGGAUUAUGGAUAUCAGAUUACUGCAAUGGGAAAUAGAACUGUGAUUGUCGACAAUAAUACUUGGAAUAAUACACAUAUUGCUACAGUAGGUCGUGCAAUGUCAUCAUAUGAAGAUGAAGCAUACGAUAUAAUGAAAUCAUUAGACGUGGAUUAUGUGCUUGUUGUAUUUGGAGGUGUUACUGGUUAUUCUUCAGAUGACAUUAACAAGUUUCUUUGGAUGGUACGUAUUGGUGGUGGAGUUUUUUCUGUCAUAAAGGAGCCCGAGUACCUUGUGAAUGGCGAAUACCGAGUUGACAAAGGGGCUGCACCAAAAAUGCUGAACUGUCUCAUGUACAAACUUUGUUACUAUAGAUUUGGAGAGGUUACAACAGAGUAUGGAAAGCCUCCAGGAUAUGAUCGUGCAAGGGGUGUUGAGAUUGGGAAUAAAGACGUGAAGCUCGAGUAUUUAGAAGAGGCCUUCACAACUUCAAACUGGAUAAUUCGCAUAUACAAAGUAAAGCCUCCCAAAAAUCGGUGGUGAGGUCAUCUUUAAUUUCCCAAGAUUAAAUCAGAACCGUUCCAAGUUCAAGUUUCUUCUGCUUAUCCCAAAAUCAGAACCAUUCAAGUGCAGCUAUAAUUUCAUUUUGAUGAACAAAAUUUUCUUAGAAGAGGAAGAUUUUCUUAUUAAAAAGAUGUUGGCUCAGGUUGCCUGCUUUGAGUUUUGCUAUUUAGAAAACAAAAUUUUCAGGUUUCAAUCCAUAAGCAAUAAUUUAGCUUUUCCGGGUAAGAGAACUUUUAGGUGAAGCCUAUAGGUGUUUUGAGGAUAUAUGGAACUUUUGCAUCGAUUUUGUUCUAAUCAUUUUAGAAACAUUUCAAUGUGUUUUGUUUUUGAAUUUGACUUCCACAUUUGUAUCCAAGCAGAUUAUUGUACCGAAUGCAGAUGGGAUACUUGAAACCCAGGCAUGAACUAAGAAGCCUCGGUUGGCUUUUCA